Cataglyphis hispanica is the source of this 2950-nucleotide messenger RNA. RefSeq lists its product as uncharacterized. NCBI's taxonomy places the organism in Eukaryota, Metazoa, Arthropoda, Insecta, Hymenoptera, Formicidae. Bases 188 to 1231 code for a protein of 347 amino acids. The transcript has 3 exons. The record is from RefSeq and is a predicted model, not a curated record.
UAGAGGUAGGAGCUCUGCCAACGUAGGGCGCACCUAGAUUAACACCUGAGAAUCUCUUACAUAAAUUUGCACAUUGAAGUAAGACAAUUUAAACAAUUAUCCGUCGUGUGCUUAACUAUUUACGUGUUCACGAAUUUCCGUCGUUUUUUACGAUUUGUGAUCAGGAUAGCUUAGAUCGGAAGUGACUAUGAAGAUGCACCUCGUUGGAAUUUUGACUAUAUUGUUAAUCGUCGAUACCGAGAUUUUAGGACAUCCUUCACAAGAAAGGUUAAUGCCAGAUGGAGCGCCGGUUCCCGAGGACGCUGUCGAACACGAGGAUUCCGUGGCGUCAGCGUCAGAAGUAGGCGAAGAAUACGACGAUUCCGACAUGUAUAUGGAGCCGGAUGAAUCCGGAACUUUGCAAUCUGAUCGCGUAGAAAAUAGCACGCAAAAUAAUAGCCAAGAUAAAGCGUCUAAUAAUACUACCGACAAGAGCGAAGAGAAAUCGUCCAAAGCUGAAGAAGUUGACGCUUCUAAGGAUCAAGAGACAAAAAACACACGACAUAUCGCCAUCGAACAAUUUACCGAUGUGGGAGAUAGAAGCUUGGAGACGCAGAGUCAAAAUUUCUUUCCGUCUUUCGCAGAACUCUUUACGAACCACCGACUUCCAUUGACGGAACAACAGCAACGAUAUCGUCCUAAUAGAUUUUUAGGAUAUUUCCAACGCGAACGUAAUUAUCCAAGCGCUACGAACAAAGAUCAGCAUUCCUUAUUAGGUUCGGGUAACUUCGGCGUGAUUCGCGGUGGUACUUAUUAUCCGGAAGAUAAGGAGAACGACGAAUAUUCAGUAGACGAAAGCCUCUAUAAUCCGUACUACCAUAGUCGUGGCCGCGCGCAGUAUUACAGGAAUCCUAAACCCCAGCCAAUCCGUGGCGGAGACUUUUUCGCAAAUUUCCGCGAUUUCGCCGAUAUUACGGCUCCGCCAAAAUCCAGUUUCUCACACCUCUCCGUAGUGUACGCCAACAAGAAUGGCAGCGCCACUGGACGUAUCACGGAACCCAGAAACAUCAUCGAGACACUUAGAAUGUUGGAGGAAGAGGAGCGAUCUGAUAUAGAGGAAAUGACCACCACGGAAACACCGAAAAAGAAACAGAGUAAAGGCAAGUGGAAGCUUAUGAAGAUCAAACAAUACGAAGAGGACAAGGCUAGAAGAUCCCGCAUGUCCGUCGAACCACUACUCGCUCUCAGCUGAGAGAUCGCGAACAUCUCUUAAAGUGUACGUUAACGCGGACGCUAACUUCGGGAUUUCUUCCAAACGCGAAAUCUGGCCUCGAGAUCAGAACCAAAGUAUCUCUGAAAAGAGUCGUCUCUUUAUCAUUGGAGAAGAAUGUUUUGAAAACGUGCGUCAGAGACAGAAAAGACUCGCAUCUUUACGUACGAUACUGUGUGCGCGUACCAAACUUUUUCGAUUAAUUCGCAAAGCUGGCGACUUAAAAAUCGUAUUUUGAAAUUAACGACGAGGGAUUUAGAAGGUAUUUAAUUCCUAACGUUGGAACUCCGACGGUGGUCUGUAAGUAUGGAUAAAAUGAGCGACGAAAACAGUUUGUAGUCUUUAAUGUACAAACUUUCUAACAUUUCCUAAACGAGAAUUCGAGAUAAUUAAUUAGAUUAUAAGAUAUUAUAGGAUAAAAAUGCAUUUAUGUGCGAAGGUAUUACAUUAGAAACUGACUUCAAUGAAUAAACUAUUCUGUAUGUUAGGUGAUAAUCGCGUAAAUUUGAGAGAUUCUAAUUAUAAGAUUUUUCAAGUCUACAAUGCGUCGAUUAAAAAAUUCCAUGUGACACUAUGUUAUGCCGACCAUGUAGACACUUUCUGAAGAACUGUUCCCGUUUUGGCAAAACGCUUGCAAAGCUAACUAUUAUGCACGGAGAUCUUUUACGUUGAUUGAAUUCAUCGCUUACACGUAAAUGUUACGCUCGAAUAAGCUUCAAUUCUGGAAUCGUUAACCAACGGCACUUGUGUUCGGGCUAAACCUGAAUUCCAUGAGAUUCGUGCGGCCUCGUUAUCCUGUCAUUAUGCGAAACACAACAUAUAGACUAUAUUAUAUUUCAAAAUAUGCAUGAGAUCUGGUUCUUCUAGUUAUAGUUUUGUGUUUGUUUUUAUUUUAUUUUCAAAAUAAACGUGACUUAGUUUCAUAUUAGAUGCUAAAAAUGCAAAAAUAUGUAUAAAAAAACAAACCUGUAAAAAUAUUCAUACAAAAAUUUCUGCUCAAAUUGACUUGCAAAAAUUGCGUUAUUAUAUAAUUUAUAUUAUAUCGAUUAUAUGUGGUGCUUAUGUCUAUAAUAUUUUAGCUAAUGCGAAAACAGGAUGAUAAUAUUGCGUUUAUUAAAAUAAUAUUAAACACGGGAUUUAUAACUGUGUCUAUCAACGCACAAAAUUAAUUUUAAUUAUAUAUUUUAAGUGAGGAUCCGCAUACAUUUAUUAAACUAAUAAAGACUGUCUAUUUUGUAUUUGUUACUAAUUAUAAAAAUACAUAUAAAUAUUUCUCUCAGUGUUUGCAGGUUUAACGAGAUUGCCAAUCGAUCUCGAAAUUUAUAAAGAAAUCGUUACUUAUAAUUAAUAAGAAAAUUUCUAAGCAUUUUUGCCAUUCGUAAUCACUAUGAAAUAAAAAACACUUGAAUAUUUGCGCUGGAAUUUCUGUACAAUUCCAAGAUGAUUUUUACUUCAGACGAAAUUUGCGGUGAAGAUUACCGCAUUAUUUAGCGAAUAAAAAUGCGAUUUUAAAUUAAUGGAGAUUCGUUACCGUAGAUCUCGACUUAUUGUUAUUUUACUUGUUGUUGAUUAUUUUAACUGUAUUUUUAGGCUUACUGACCUGCGCUAACAAUAUAUCUAAAAAGUGUGCCUCAUUCAUCUCAUUUCAUUCCGAAGGGGCAUAGUAAAAAAAAUUGAAUAAAGUAUAUUUUUUGAAAAUAA